AUGGGUCUUGUCGGAACCAUCCCACCAGAAAUCGGAAAUCUUUCUUCUCUCGUUUCUUUAGACAUGAACGACAACUCUUUUCAUGGCCCUCUUCCCUUAUCUAUCUUUAACAUGUCAAAUUUAGAAGUCUUGAGUUUGAGGAAUAAUAGUUUGUCUAGUAGUUUACCACUUGAUUUGUGCAUACAUAAUCUUGACCGACUCAAGAUUCUUCGUAUUUCUUACAACGAGAUGUAUGGGGGAAUACCAUCGAGUUUGGAGAAGUGUUCGCAGCUCGAGUUUCUUUCUUUGUACAACAACAAAUUUGAUGGAUUUGUACCAAGGGAACUUGGGAACUUGACCAAGCUUCAAACACUGAAUAUUGGUGCAAAUAAGUUGACAGGUGAUAUUCCAGAAGAGAUUGGUCGUCUAACUAAUUUACAAGGUUUGAGCCUGAGUUCCAACAAAUUAAAAGGUCCAUUGCCAGCAACUAUUUGCAGCAUGUCAUCCUUGCAAUAUGCUGACUUUGCUUACAAUGAACUAAGUGGACCAUUAUCACCACAAAUUGGAAACAUGACAUCCCUUCUCAGAAUAGGCCUUGAAUUCAACCAUUUCAGUGGCCCUGUCCCAAAGGAGAUUGGUCGUCUUCCUAAUUUCGAGCGAUUGAGCAUGUCUGGCAAUGACUUUAGUGGAUCGUUGCCAAGAGAAAUCGGGAACUUAACAACUAUGUAUGGAUUGUACAUUCACAGCAAUGAGUUAAGUGGUCAUAUUCCAAAAGAGAUUGGUCGUCUAGUUAACCUGGUGGAGUUGCAAUUGGAAGUAAACCAUUUCGACGGACCAUUGCCUAAAGAGAUUGGAAACAUGACACUCAUGAGCUACUUGUGGCUGAACGACAACAAUUUUACUG
Salvia hispanica is the source of this 883-nucleotide messenger RNA. Lineage: Eukaryota; Viridiplantae; Streptophyta; Magnoliopsida; Lamiales; Lamiaceae. The record is from RefSeq and is a predicted model, not a curated record.